UGCAUGCCAUCAUCAGAGCAAAUCGUACUGGCUCUGGCAGCACUGAUGAAGCGAUUUUUUCAUGACCCUCGUCGAUCGCACCUUUGUACAUGUACAUUGUACAUAUUCCCUGCCAUUGAGUCGUGUAGAAGCGGAAUUUCGUGUGCUAAAAGAGUGAUUAUUCUCCAAAUGGCAUCGUGAAAAGUGGAUAAAAGUGCCUCGCAUGUGCUAGUAAAGUCAUGGUAGUCGAUUGGAAAGCGUUUUCCAACGAAUAUUGGUGCGAAUCUUGAUCGCUUUCGGGUGAAAUUAUGCGUGGAAGCAAAGUGGAAAAGUGCCUCGAAGUUUUUCCUUGUGCCCCCCUUCGUCUUACGAAUAUCUGAAGAAGAGAAGAAAGAAAAAAAAGUGGAGUGUUUCACACAACGCUCACCCGUCAUUGAAAGGUAGUGUUGUCUCUCACGCCACUCUCCGAAUCGUCAUCGUCAUCAUCAUUGCAUCAGUAUCGGAUCGGAACAAACACUGUUUGGGAAUAACAACAAGAGUCGCAGUAGUGCCAGUGGAAAAGUGAACCAACUUUACUGAAGCCUACAGAGCAGCAGCAGCUUGGAGGAGCUUAGAGCUAGACUGCAAUAAGCAGUGAAGCACCGGCGGACGGAAUCGACGACGGAAGGUGUGUUUCGAGAUCGGGACGGAAAACGUACCCCCCGACACCGGAUCGUCAUCAUCAUCAUCGUCGGCGACGCCGUCUUCGUCACAGUCGUCCGUGUCUGGGAGACCACCACCGGAGGAACUGCUGCUGCUGGACUUUCAAGAUCUUGCCUUGCACUAACACCAAGUGACCCUGGAUACAGUGGAGUGUUUCUGUGUGCGGCGAAUCGAACCCGUUGCUUUUUGACUGCAUUGCCUAUACAUCUCGGAAGAUUUGGACCCGUCGUCGUCUUCGGUCAACUUCCGAAUCAGAAUAAGGCAUUCAUGGGACAAAGUUGCCGCUCGGAAAGGUCGCGAUACAGUGUGAGGAUGAGGGAAACGAGGGAGUAGACAAGGGAAGAUGUAAUUGUUUUCGCUACGGUGUGAAGUGCGUUAAGAGAGGUAAGACCUCUUCUGUGUGGGAAGAAUUUCGGAAGUAUCAGAAGAGAAGGGGGAAUCGAUCAGCGAAAGCAAGUGAGAAAAGGUGUGAAAUAAAAUGAAACUAGUGUAUCGAGAUCGAUUUUUCUUGUGCUGCUACGACAACGACGGCAACGAUCAACUGCUGCUAGCCUGUCGUAGUGAGAAUGCUGCUGUUGCCCUCCAGGAACGUUGGUUGUCAUCUGGUCCGUCUAAGGCAACUUCCUGUUCCUCCUGCUGCAGUUGGCAGAGUCAUAAAUUCUGCCCCGAAGAAAUUCGAGACUGUCAGCAUUGCUGUCGAAACAGCAACUAUCAUCAACUCAGAGAACGAGUGCAAUUGGUUCCCGAGGGAUCAUCAAGCGUGUCGUCGAUUAUCCACGGUAAUAGCCGCAACGUCGACAGGUCUCAGCAUUACCACCUGCAGCAGUAACACCCUCCAGUGCCCAUCCGAACCCCACUACUAUUGGUGUGUGGCCGAUAGGAACCCCUACAGUAACACUGCCAAUUCUAUCAGGCGUUCGAAAAGGAAUAUCUUCGCUCGUCACAGCAGUUACUGCAGGUGUACCAUAACCACCCACCCUCAGUGAAAUACCUUCGGUCAGUUAAAUUACUAUAGCCUAUAGCAACAAGCAAAAACUGACCACCCAAAAGCAGCGCUACGUUGCUUUACGCUGUAUCGUAAGGAAAAGAAAAAAAAGUGCAUCGAAAUAUUGUGUAUAGUUCUUUUUUGAGAGUAUAUGUUCAUUAAAAGAAAAGCAAAAUAGUUUAUUACCCUCGUACUGUGUGCAUUGGAACGAGAGCAAAAGACUCGUCGAACAGAAGCAGCAGCAGCAGCGGAAGAAGAAGAAGAAAACGAAGGAGAAAGACUCCACCGUGAAAGCGAAAUACAGGGAAGAAAGAAGAAACCCCCAAGUGAAAAGUUACGAGAAACAAAGUGUCAGAAGCAAAAUAUAAGCGCAAGAGACGUACGGCAGAGAUAGCCCUGGAAAACGAAGAACAAGCAGACGAAGAAGAACCAGAAGUAGACAAACAAGCAGAAGACGACGCCGAGAAUCAUACCUCUCUUCAUUCAUAAGCAAUGAAUAGGAAUAUAGUAAAAUUCUAUGCAAUACUAUUCAUCAUGCUGUCAUCAGUUGUGUUAAUCACAGACUGCUGUUCGAGCAGAUCCAUGCCAAAAUCGCGCCCGCGGCCCGUGUCGCACUUCCGUGGUGUCAUCACGACCUCGUCGGCGAAGAUUACGACCACCAAUGGCAAUGGCGACUCGACCACAUUCACCCUGAUAACCACCAAGACAACGUCGACGAUCAGCGAAGCCCAGUCAGAGACCACCUCCACGGUAACGGAUCCUCGGAGUGGACCCGGACCGGGCGGUGGCACCGGUAGCCCUGGCGGAACAAACACCAACGGUGGCAACAGCAAGGACCAGCUGAUGCGGAUGGGCAAGUGCUCAUUGCUGUUCGAGGAGAACUACUGCCUAAACGGUGGUAAGUGUUACAACUUUACGAUCGCAAACUCGACGAUGCCAACGUGCGAAUGUGCCGACGGAUUCAUGGGUGAACGGUGCGAGUCAAAGUACUUAGAUGGGACUUACCUAAGCAUGCGUAAGUCCAAGAUUCACAUCGAAACGGCCAGCAUCUACUAUGGCGCGUUUUUGGCACUGAUAGUGGUGCUAGUAUUGCUAUACUUCCUGCAUUGUUUCCAGUCAUCAUCCUCAACGGGGGGCAGUAAGUUGCUAAAGAAGAGCAAAAAGGUGAUGGUUCCCCCUUCCUAAGCAAUUCACGCAUUCACGCUCGCUCUCCAUUUGUGUGGAAAGUACACCGCGCCAGGUCGUAUUGUUUCGUUGUUAUGUUCAUGUUGGUUAGGAUAGUAGAAGUAGGAAAGUUGAUUCCGAAAACGACGGUAAAUUACGAACAAAUUUAGACAGCUUUCUUUUGUAUGUAUUUAUAUUAGUCCCUCCAGGUGAGGGGCUACGGUAUAAAUAGUUCUGUUUAAAGCGGAACGUUCGAACACGACAUCACCCCUACUCAGACAAAGAUUGAUUCAAUCUGAAAGCAGCUCUAUUCGAGUCGUUCGAAGUGAUAUCGAUACAGGCCAGUGUUUAGAUUUUUUGCAUGCAGGCGCAUUGCAUGGGAAUGAUUGGAAAGAAGGGAUACACAACGAAUGUCGAAUCGCGAAACUUUACGGAUUGAGAAUCUCAACAAGGUUAGAAUCAGUGCGAAACUCAGAUUGAGGAGAGAACCAGAUGAUUAUUCGAUUAUUUGCUCCGUCAGAUAUUAUUCCCGCCCCCUCCAAGUGUAAAAAUUAGUUGCUUAAGUGCAAUAGCGUUUAAGGAAAAGCAUCGUUCGUUUAUUAAGAUUAAAAUGAUAAGUUAGCUAACUGAUAAGAACAAAAUCAUCACGAAAACACGACUAUAGACCAGAGCAACAAACAAUAGCCAAUACCAGAUCAAAACCAAACCAAGCUGAAAUUUCAUUCGCAAACCACGUACCAUUCAAUAGUUAACAACACGUCCAUUCCCGCCAAACUCACAGAACAAACAAUAGGUUAAUUACAGUAGGAGAUUUUUUUUUCCACUCAUCAAACUAAUGAGCCAAAGAGUACGUUUUAGUACUUUUAGAAUUGGUAAGUUGCAGCUUAUAUUUUUUGUUUUUUUUUUCUUGUGCGCAAUACAGAUAUUAUAUUAUAGUAUUCCUCACAUUAUGAAUAGAAUAAAGAGAUCAUCGAACAACUCCACGAAGGAUUAUCAUACACACAUCACACUCAUCCGCAGGCAUAGUACUGUUUUAAAACAAGAUCCUCUUGGGAGCAGAUUUUUUCCGUUCUGUCGGAAGAUUUCAGCUGUUAUGAGGAUAUGAUACACACAAACACGCAACACAUACACACGUUAGUUGAAGUGACCCAGGUUAGAGAAUAGGUCGUCACAAUUAACGAUAUCGAAUCAGUAUUAUAGUACUUACCGAAGGGUGAUUCAUAGUCUCCAUACAUCACUCAUCAAUCAUUAUCGUCUUUGCAAUUCAGCUGUUCCAUAAUGCUCUCCUAAUAGCCCUCCCGUAGUCCCCUGUGCACCGCUCUCCAGCAUUAUUUCUCCACAAACAUCGAAAACAUUAGUUUUCUCCUUUACGCAUAAUUUUAUCUCAUCGUUGUUAUUAUCGUUCGACACUGAUAACAUCAACCUUGAACGCGAUUUGAUUUCAAACGUCUAUUUAUUUUUAUUGUUGGCAUUUUAAAAUCGUUAAUUUCCACUGGAAGGUAAUGGAAUGUUCGGCUUUGAUCAACGGGGUUCUGAACAACAUGCUUUAUUAUUCUUGCAUAUCUGCCUUCUUAUACUUGUUCUAAUUGUUUUGGGAGUGUUGUAAGAUAACUAAUUUUACUCAGUAACUCGAACUAUUUAGUUGCCUAGGAUUGAAAAGCCUCAGGCAGGAAUAUCUAAGCAAUUGAGUAUGCCAAGUAUAAAAAC
Molecule: messenger RNA, 4537 nt
Organism: Aedes aegypti (yellow fever mosquito)
Lineage: Eukaryota; Metazoa; Arthropoda; Insecta; Diptera; Culicidae
Product: protein spitz
Exons: 4
Coding region: 2159-2851 (230 amino acids)
Biological process (GO): epidermal growth factor receptor signaling pathway
Molecular function (GO): receptor ligand activity; epidermal growth factor receptor binding
Source: RefSeq, a predicted model, not a curated record